AUGCUACCCUACAUCAACAAACCUUUCGAGUUACUCUCUGGAGCCAUCGGCGCUUCUCCAGACGAGCUCAAACUCAUUUUCUCCUUCCUACUCUCCUAUCCGCUCGCCGCCCUCCUGAAGCGAGUUCCUGACGCCCGCCCGCAAUACAAGAACCUCUUCAUCAUAAGUGGUGGUCUUUUCUACCUAGUGGGCCUCUACUCGUUAUGGGCCGGCGUUCGAAGCAUCAUCAUCUCCUCCGGCGUCACCUACGCUCUCGCGCACUACCUACGAACGUCCCCAUAUAUGCCAUGGAUCGCCUUUGUCUUUCUGAUGGGCCACAUGGCUACGAACCAGCUUGCGCGCCAAUUUGCCGGGGACCCCUCCUCCGUUGAUAUUACCGGCGUACAGAUGGUGCUCCUGAUGAAGCUGUCAGCUUUUGCUUGGAACGUAGCCGAUGGGGCGCUGCCCGAGGACCAGCUCAGUGAUUUCCAGAAAGACCGCAGAAUUCCCCAGCUGCCAAGCUUGUUGGACUUUGCCGGAUACGUGCUGUUCUUCCCCUCGCUGAUGGCGGGCCCGUCGUUCGACUACAACGAGUAUAGAGGGUGGAUCGACUGCUCCAUGUUCGAUGUGCCCGCAACCGUCGACCCAGCGAAGAAGCCUCCAACAAGGAAGAAGCGCAAGAUCCCCAGGAGCGGUACUCCUGCGAUGUGGAAGCUGGCCAGUGGUCUCUUCUGGAUCUUCCUUUUCUUGAACUGCAACAAGUGGUGGAGUUCCGACGUGCUCUUCAGCGACCGCUUCAUGACCUACAACUUUCUACACCGGGUCUUCAUCAUGCAUAUGGUUGGCUUCACGGCUCGGCUGAAGUACUAUGGUGUGUGGUUCAUGGCAGAAGGCUCUUGUAUCCUUGCUGGCCUGGGCUAUGAUGGCGUAGACCCUGCUACGGGUAAGGUCUCGUGGAACAGGCUGCAGAACAUCAAUCCAUGGGGCGUCGAGACUGCACAGAACAGUCGUGCGUAUCUGGGAAACUGGAACAUGAACACCAACAAAUGGCUACGCUACUACGUGUACCUGCGCGUGACGCCGAGAAAUAGGAAGCCUGGUUUCCGCGCGAGUCUGGCCACGUUCGUUACCAGCGCCUUCUGGCAUGGGUUCUACCCAGGAUACUACCUCUCCUUUAUACUGGCCAGCUUCGUCCAGACUGCCGCAAAGCAUUACCGUCGAAACGUGCGCCCCUUCUUUCUGGACCCCGUCACGCAGGAGCCGCUACCGAGCAAGAAAUACUACGAUAUCGCCUCUUGGGUCGCGACGCAGGCUAUCUUCUCUUUCACCGUUGCGCCCUUUGUCAUUCUGCGACUCGACCAGUCUCUCACCGCCUGGUCGCGAGUCUACUUCUACGCCAUCAUCGCCACCGGUACGAGCUUGGCCUUCUUCAAUUCCCCAGGAAAGGCCUAUCUGCGUGCUCAGCUCGAGAAGCGCACGAGAGAAACUGGCGCGCAAAUGAUUCACGACGCUGGGGGUGCAUCGCGUCAGGAGCCGAUGCAACUGGGUCUUAGUUCGGAUCCUGGUCAAGAUAUAGACGAGGCUAUCCAGGAGAUGCGCGAAGAGGUGGCGAAGGCGCAGGCGAAGAAGAAGGAGUACGACCUGAAGAGGGCAGACCAAGGGAAGAAGAAGUUGUGA
Molecule: messenger RNA, 1656 nt
Organism: Anthostomella pinea
Lineage: Eukaryota; Fungi; Ascomycota; Sordariomycetes; Xylariales; Xylariaceae
Source: the annotation of a GenBank genome assembly